This is a messenger RNA of Mytilus californianus (California mussel), 2408 nucleotides long. RefSeq names its product sodium-coupled monocarboxylate transporter 1-like. Gene Ontology annotation, biological process: transmembrane transport; sodium ion transport. Bases 198 to 2114 code for a protein of 638 amino acids. Gene Ontology annotation, cellular component: membrane. The record is from RefSeq and is a predicted model, not a curated record. Lineage: Eukaryota; Metazoa; Mollusca; Bivalvia; Mytilida; Mytilidae. Gene Ontology annotation, molecular function: symporter activity. The transcript is spliced from 18 exons.
UAACGUUGAAGAGGUCAGAUGCAACUAAGAACCAUUCAGAAUUCAGAAUAGUAAUUUUGGAGAAAGUUUCAGCCAAGAAAGAAUCUUUGUCAAUCUAAUGGACAAUUCUUUCGUCGAACAUGCAGAUGAGCUGGCAAUGUACGGCUGUUUGUAUGGAAUUUUGUGAAGCUUAGGUAUCCAAUACAAACAAGGAUAUAAUGGAAACACGAGUAGGCUUUGUAGCUGUUGAUUAUGUUGUCUUUGCUAUUUCUGUCGCCAUUUCUAUAAGCAUUGGAAUUUUUCAAGCUAUGGCAGGAGGAAAGCAAAAAACAACAUCUGAAUAUCUGGUUGGAAACAGACAAAUGAGUGUUAUUCCUGUGACAUUAUCUUUGAUUGUGUCCUUUGAAUCGUCCAUCAUGAUGUUGGCCUAUCCAGCUGAAGUAUACACAUAUGGAAUCAUGUUUGUAAUGAGUAGUAUUGGUUUCCUGCUGGCAGUACUCUUAGGAACAAGAAUAGUGGUACCAUUGAUUCAUCCAUUAAAAAUAACAAGUUUAUAUGAGUAUUUAGAAUUAAGAUAUAAAAGCAAAGCCGUGCGGUUAUUGGGUACACUGUUAGGAAUGCUAUCAAAUGUAGUUUAUAUGGCAUUUGUAUUGUAUGGUCCUGGGUUAGCCAUCGAAGCAGUUACGGACUUUCCACUUUGGGCAUCUGUACUCUGUAUAUCGACAGCAUCUGUAUUGUACACAGCUAUUGGAGGAUUAAAGGCUGUGAUAUGGACAGAUGUUUUCCAGUGCUUUAUUAUGUUUACUGGAGUUUUUGCAGUAUUAUUUAAGGGAACAUAUGACGCUGGUGGACCUCGAGAGGUAGUUAAUAUUUCAUCGCGAACAGGGAGGAUGAAUUUUUUUAACUUUGACUUGGACCCAACAGUUCGUCAUACGUUUUGGGGAUUAGUAGUAGGAUCAGCAAUACGUUUGAUAAACAUGACUUUCUCCCAGCCAACAGUUCAGCGAAUAUGUGCGCUAGAGAAACAAAAAGAUGCAAACAAAAUGCUGUUCGUAUCAGGGCCUGCAUUUCUUUUAACCUUAUCACUAGCAUGCGGUGAAGGGCUUGUAGCAUAUGCGUACUUUACCUCUCAGGGAUGCGAUCCUAUUGCCUCUAAAGACAUUAAGAAAGCAGAUCAGAUUAUGCCGUACAUGGUGUUUCAUAUCUUUAGAGACACACCUGGAAUGGCAGGAUUAUUUAUGGCAGCAGUUUUCAGCGCAUCUUUGAGUACAUUGUCAUCGUUAUUGAACAGUAGUGCUGCCAUGGCAGAAGAAGACAUUAUAAGACAAAUUUUUAAAAAUAUUUCUGAUCAUAAAGCUACAAUCAUUGCCAAGAUUUCAGUGGUUUUCUUUGGAGCACUUGGUGUUGGUCUUACAUACUUUCUGAAGAAUGUCAAAGGAAUCAUUUCUCAGAUAAGCACUAGUUUUACAUCAGCCAUCAGUGGGCCAGUUACUGGACUGUUUUUGUUUUCUGCAUUUUAUCCGUGGGGAACCAAAAGGAGUGCUAUUAUUGGUACUUUGGUGAGUGUUGCGCUAGUAUUCUGGCUUACCUUAGGACAAGCAAUGUCAAAGUCACUUCGUAGAGCAAUACCACUUUCUUCAGGACCAACAGAUCAGUGCUACCAUAAUUCAUCGAUGAUAAGUGUGCAUGGUGUUUCCAAUUCUACAGUAGGAUAUUCAUAUUUUACAACAGAAGAUCCACUUUCUGUUGAGUCAACAGAACCGCAAGGUUUAGAUAAAUACUAUUCUAUAUCAUACCUAUGGAUAAAUGUUUUGGGACAAGCAUUUACUUUAUUUUUUGGGAUCAUAGCAAGCCUUAUUGAAGGUGUACCAUCAUCCGAAUCUGUAGAUGUGAGAUUUGUUUUACCAUUUUUUGACCAAUUCUUUCCUUGUAUCCCAAAACGAAUUAGGAAAAGACUUUAUUUUGGAGUUCCUUUUGAUAAGAGAGAAAUUAUGUUGGAAACGUAUGGUAAAGACGAAACAGACGUGGCUACACUGAAUAAUCUUGGAAAAAAGAAUGAAUCUUCAAAAAUAGAACUGUUAUCUUUUCAAAAGGAAGAUAAGUUUCGUACAGAUGAAGAAAAAACGGUCAUUUAAGUUUGAUUUAUACGAGUUCAGACUCAACGUAACCCCAUGGUUCUUCUCACAAGACAGAUAUUUUGUAUACACAUAAUAAUAAAAGUGCAUAAUAUACAUUCAAUUCUAUAGAGUAGUUUAAUACAAAAUUUCAAUCCUGCUAUCUAUGAUGAGUUUAUUUGUAUGUGUGUUUGUGUGUGUGGUUUUAUAAUGCAUGAACAAAAUGACUGUGUCACUUCAGAUCACUCAUGAUGAACUGGGUUAAUUUUUUAACCCAAAAACAAACAAAUAAAAGUUUUACAACUUCUAGAACUA